Aspergillus melleus is the source of this 1023-nucleotide messenger RNA. RefSeq names its product putative potassium uptake transporter. Bases 1 to 1023 code for a protein of 340 amino acids. Gene Ontology annotation, molecular function: high-affinity potassium ion transmembrane transporter activity. Gene Ontology annotation, cellular component: plasma membrane. The record is from RefSeq and is a predicted model, not a curated record. NCBI's taxonomy places the organism in Eukaryota, Fungi, Ascomycota, Eurotiomycetes, Eurotiales, Aspergillaceae. The transcript is spliced from 3 exons. Gene Ontology annotation, biological process: potassium ion import across plasma membrane; intracellular potassium ion homeostasis.
AUGGUCGAUAAUCUGGGUCUUACACUCACCCCGGAUUCCAUGAUCUCAUUCCAAGAUGCGACCUUUCCCAUGAUAGUAAUGAGUUUCCUCGCCUACGCCGGUAACACCAUCUAUCCAUGCCUCCUCCGUCUCGUCAUCUGGACGUUAUUCAAAUGCGUUCCGCAGCAAUCGUCACUCAAGGAACCGCUGGCCUUCCUCUUGAAGUACCCUCGUCGGUGUUACACGCUCCUCUUCCGAAGUAAACCUACCUGGAUUCUAUUCGGGAUCGUCUUCGUCCUCAAUUUUGUCGACGUUCUUUUGAUUAUCGUGUUGGAUCUCCACAAUCCUGCCGUGAAUAACCUCCCUGUCGGCCCCCGGAUUCUGGCGGCCAUUUUUCAGGCAGCAUCGGCGCGACACACAGGAACAUCUUCAUUCAACCUGGCCAAGGUCAAUCCAGCCGUUCAAUUCAGCCUCUUGGUCAUGAUGUACAUUGCCAUAUUCCCGAUCGCCAUCAGUAUUCGCGCAUCCAACACCUAUGAGGAGAGUGCACUAGGCUUGUACUCAAGGGAACAGGAGAUUGAUGAGAACGAUGGCACAAACUACGUGCUGGCUCAUAUGCGGAACCAACUCAGCUUCGACUUGUGGUACAUAUUCCUCGGAAUAUUCUGCAUUUGCAUUGCCGAGGCCGACAGAAUUAUGGAUCCAGCUGAAGCCCAAUCCUUUUCCGUGUUUGCAGUUUUCUUCGAAGUUGUUUCGGCAUAUGGCAACGUCGGUCUCAGUUUAGGGUAUCCUACGGUCGCAACCUCGUUGAGCGGACAGUUCUCGACCUUCAGCAAAGUUGUGAUCUGCGCGAUGAUGAUGCGAGGGCGACAUCGUGGUCUCCCAUACUCGCUCGACCGGGCGAUUCUACUUCCCAAUGACCGACUGAUCGCGGAUCAUAAAGAUGAAACUCAGCCUGAUGCGAGGGCGUGUGUCGACAACCGUAGUGGUCUGGGCUUGAAUGAAAGCGGACAGAUGAAGUUCAGACGGUCCUAUACCAAAUAG